Sciurus carolinensis (gray squirrel) is the source of this 4507-nucleotide messenger RNA. RefSeq names its product PWWP domain containing 2A (gene Pwwp2a). The coding region runs from base 57 to 2321 and encodes 754 amino acids. Lineage: Eukaryota; Metazoa; Chordata; Mammalia; Rodentia; Sciuridae. The record is from RefSeq and is a predicted model, not a curated record. Gene Ontology annotation, molecular function: chromatin binding; histone binding. Gene Ontology annotation, cellular component: nucleus. The transcript has 3 exons.
CAGCGGUGCCGCCGCCGCCGCAGCCCGAGUUGGAGGAGGGAGAAGCCAGGAAGAAAAUGGCGGCCGUGGCUGCAGAGGCGGCAGCGACUGCAGCGUCCCCCGGGGAGGGGGGCGCCGGCGAGGCCGAGCCGGAGAUGGAGCCCAUACCCGGCAGCGAGGCCGGCACUGACCCCCUCCCGGUCACGGCCACUGAAGCGUCUGUGCCGGACGGCGAGGCCGACGGGCAGCAGUCCGCUCCUCAGGCCGAUGAGCCGCCGCUCCCGCCGCCGCCGCCGCCGCCAGGGGAGCUCGCCCGCAGCCCGGAGGCGGCGGGGCCGGAGCUGGAGGCUGAGGAGCAGCUGCCCGACCGGGUGGCGGAGCCUGCGGUCGCCGCGUCUCAAGAAGGGCCGGACCUUCCACCUUCCCCAGCGCCGCUUCGCGAGCAGCCCACGGCUCCCGAGGAGCGCGAGGACACGCCGCUGCCCCAGCCCGCAGCCCCGGCGCUGGUGCCGCCGGCGGGCGGGGACUCCGCGGUGUCGCAAUUGAUUCCCGGCUCCGAGGUGCGAGUCACUCUGGACCACAUCAUUGAGGACGCGCUCGUCGUAUCGUUCCGCCUCGGAGAGAAGCUCUUCUCCGGGGUCCUCAUGGAUCUGUCCAAAAGGUUUGGGCCCCAUGGGAUCCCUGUGACAGUAUUUCCUAAAAGGGAAUAUAAGGACAAACCGGAAGCCAGGCAGCUCCAAAGUAAUACAUUCCAAGAAGGGACAGAAGUCAAGGGUGAAGUGAAUGGUGCUGUUCCCAGUGACCCUUCCGUCCCGCCUCCUGAGCUGGGCUUGGCUGAAAGCCUGUGGACUUCCAAACCUCCACCUCUCUUCCAUGAAGGAGCACCUUAUCCUCCCCCUUUGUUCAUCAGGGACACAUAUAACCAAUCAAUACCUCAGCCACCUCCUCGGAAAAUUAAGCGACCCAAACGAAAAAUGUACCGGGAAGAACCCACUUCAAUAAUGAAUGCUAUUAAGCUGCGACCCAGACAAGUCCUCUGCGACAAGUGUAAAAACAGUGUUGUUGCUGAAAAAAAGGAAAUUAGAAAAGGUAGUAGUGCAAGUGACUCUUCUAAAUAUGAAGAUAAAAAACGGAGAAAUGAAAGUGUAGCUACUGUGAACAAAAAACUGAAAACUGACCAUAAAGUGGAUGGGAAAAGCCAAAACGAAAGCCAGAGGAGAAAUGCGGUGGUGAAGGUCUCGGGCAUGGCGCACAGCAGAGGCCGCGUGGUGCGAGUCUCGGCCCAGGCGAACGCGUCCAAGGCUCAGCUGAGUACUAAGAAGGUGCUCCAGAGCAAGAACAUGGACCACGCGAAAGCUCGGGAGGUCCUGAAAAUCGCCAAAGAGAAGGCACAGAAGAAGCAAAGCGAGACCUCGACUUCCAAAAACGCACAUUCGAAAGUCCACUUCACCCGGCGCUACCAGAAUCCUAGCUCAGGGUCCCUCCCGCCCCGGGUGCGGUUAAAACCGCAGCGGUACAGGAACGAAGAGAAUGACUCUUCCCUGAAGACGGGACUCGAGAAAAUGCGGAGUGGCAAGAUGGCACCCAAGCCCCAGUCCCGCUGCACCUCCACCCGCUCAGCAGGUGAGGCCCCUUCAGAAAAUCAGAGUCCCUCAAAAGGCCCUGAAGAGGCCAGCAGUGGGGUUCAGGACACAAGUGAAGUGCCUGUACCUGGUGAGCAGGAUGAACCACAGACAUUGGGCAAAAAGGGCAGCAAAAGCAAUAUCUCUGUUUACAUGACCCUAAAUCAAAAGAAAUCUGACUCUUCCAGUGCUUCAGUGUGUAGCAUUGAGAGCACAGAUGAUUUGAAAUCCUCCAACUCUGAGUGUAGCUCUUCUGAAAGCUUUGAUUUUCCUCCAGGCAGUAUGCAUGCACCUUCCACCUCCUCCACUUCCUCCUCUUCAAAGGAAGAGAAAAAGCUCAGUAAUUCCUUGAAAAUGAAAAUCUUUUCCAAAAACGUCUCUAAAUGCGUCACACCAGAUGGCAGGACCAUAUGCGUAGGGGACAUUGUUUGGGCCAAGAUAUAUGGCUUCCCUUGGUGGCCAGCCCGUAUUCUUACUAUAACUGUGAGCCGGAAAGAUAACGGCCUUUUAGUCCGACAGGAGGCCCGUAUUUCAUGGUUUGGGUCUCCAACAACAUCUUUCCUUGCUCUUUCGCAACUCUCCCCCUUUUUAGAAAACUUCCAGUCACGCUUUAAUAAGAAGAGAAAGGGCCUGUAUCGCAAGGCUAUCACAGAGGCGGCUAAGGCUGCCAGGCAGCUGACCCCUGAAGUGCGGGCUCUGUUGACACAGUUUGAAACGUGAACAUGGACAGUAAGUGGCAAACACCGGGCCUGGCAUGAGUAGGAACGAUCAUCUACUUAAGAAUGAAUAAGACAUGUACUGACAACUAGUCACCAACUCCCAUGACCAUACCUCCCAAGUCCUUCCCAUGGCUGUGAGAAGACUGAGCUGCAAGCAUGAAGGUCUUGUCAAGGGAGCUUGGCAGUGACAAAGGUGUGAGAACCACAAAGCUGCGCCUGUCAGCUUUCACAUAAACCUGCUGAUAUGCACAGAUGCCGUGUUCCCUUGGGACCUUGGCAUUUUGUUAUUUUAAUGUUUUGGUGAGCAAUAAGCAGUAGACAUUAAUUCGAAAAAAUCUGCAUUACUGUUGGUAGGACUGAGUAGGAAACUUUUCUAAGAGGGACAGACUUGACAUUUCAAGGCCUCUAUCUGUGUGUCACGGCCCUGUUUUCUAAAGGAUGGUCAUUUUUACCCCUGGUUCAUUUUUGAGAUGCUGUUGAUUACAAACCGAGGACUUUGCCCAGUUUAGUUUUUAGCGAGGAAUUUGGCUGGGAGUGGCACAUCUUGGUGUGUGUCCUGGUAUGCUGGGGAGAACUAUGUGCAGUUUGUCUAAAUCUAGAAAAAUAACUGGUUAGAAAAGCAGCACUAAGGCUAGAAAACCAGAAUGUCUUGUAAAACGAGAUACUAGACGCAUUUCCGGCUUUUCUAUGUUGCAUCACAUUGUAUCAAGAAAAUUCACAUCCAGCGUUUAGUGAAAUAGUAGGUAGGUACAUGUGUACAGUCUUAAUCCUUGAGUGUUAAAUUCUGGACUUUGCACUGAGAGCAUGGCCUCUUCUACUUCCUUCUUUCACUUCACACGGGGGACCAACUGUUGAUACCCGAUUCUGACUUGUGCCUUUAGAUCUCUGCUGCCUCCUAGGAGUAGUGCCUUUGUGGCACUAAGGCUUUCUCUUAAAGGACCAAAUAAGGAACUUCAAGGAUAUGGCCGCCUUUCAUGGGGGUGUCCCUCCUUUCACUGCGUCACAGCUGGGGCUCCCUGGCUCUUCCUAAUGCAUGUCCUGAAUGGUGAUGAGUGUCUAGAGAGAACAUUGAGACCCUGGAAGCCCUGAAGGGAAACCGUGUUAAAUGUCAGCACGAGGCUCACAGGCCAGGCUCUGUGGGGGGGACUGUCGUGUUGAUAUUUCAUGUAGCAUUCCAGGGGCGUGCCAGAGAGGAACUGUACAGGAAAAGAUGAGCUCUAUCAUCCUUUGAUGUAUCUCCUUAGCUCCCUGCUGUAGAAUCGAAAAGCAGGUUCUUUCAAAUGGACUUUUGGAACCUAACAGAAGUUUUACUUAGGGAGAGUUUCCAAAGAUAAGUCCUGUAGUGCCUUCAGAUUCCUUUUUUCUUGCGUGAUUGUUGCUGGGUUAUAGUUAUAGUAUAUUUAAGUUUUCCCACGUAAAAUAACCUCAUUAUUAAACCUCAUUUAAAAUUUGUCUUCGUCUGGAUUAGAACUCAGAAGUAAUUAUGUUUAAAAGAAUUUCUCCUUUUCAAUGUCAGAGAGCCCUUCUAAAGUUUUUUUUUUAAUAUGCGAUUACUUCUGAUUUAGACUCUUAAAAGAUAAUGUUAUAAGAACUGAAUAUUAUCUAAAUCAGUGACUCCCCAUUGAGUGCACUGAAGUGACAGGUUUGAUUCUUAUUUGUACUUAAACUAGGGAAGAGGAGGUAAGCAAACAAGCAAAUAUGUUUAAAACCAAAGCUUGAAAUACCAGUCCUUCAUUUGAAUUGUUCUUAGUAUUUUUAACUCAUUAUAACUACGAUUUCAACCAGUUAUCACCGUGUAGAUAUUAGGUCCUGAAUAGUAUGCAAGGGUGGUCAUCCCGGUGGAAAGAAAAGGGCUUACGGUGGCAGUCGGUCUUCUGGAACCAGGGCCCUUGAGUUUGUGAAUGACGUGAUACUAGAGAGGACACUGCAGACCUGCAGACCUCAUGUAUGGUCAAGAAGAUCAGAACUGCCCCCACACUAGGCUAGUGUUAGAUAGCAAUUUUUGGGGGGUUCAGGAACAUUAAAUGUGAGUUAAUCCCCCCGUUUUGUUUGUAAGUUUGCUUGGAGGCAGCACAGUGGUGACCCCUGGCACCUUGCUGCUGCUUGGACUUGGGCUGGAGAGUGCCCUCUCCUGGCCGAGGCUGGUGUGUCUGCACAGCUGGCAUUCUGUGAAGCCAGCAAUUUAUC